GCCUUCGUACGCUAGCAGCUGCGACGACACUCUACGAUCUCCUACUUUCUGUUCAAUUACCUCUUUGACGGCCAGUGUAGACGACGACGGCCUGGUGCUGUCCACAUACUCUACCCCUACUCAACUAUCAUACCCUACGCCACCCCAUAAUACCCAAUGUACCCUGCAUACUACUCUCAGUGGCCCAACGCGUGGCGGCGCAACCCGCACGUCCACUACGCAUCGGAUGUUCGCCCAGAGGGCAAGUACACGACGAAACUGCCCUUCGAUCAGCUCAACUACAACGGCACGGAGCAGGCUCAGCACGAUCCCCCGACACCAAACCCGCUCCACACGCCGAGGCAUACGCGGCAGAUGUUGCCUGUGCGACCCGCGCUGCGCCAUCUCGCGCCGCCGUCAGUUCUUCCGCGCAGACCAGUACCGCUUCCUACCGCGACUCCAGCGCCUUCCGCGACGCCCUACGUCCACCAGAGUGCGUCGAGCGCCCCUCAAGCGGCUGCACCGCGCCCUCCGCCGAUGUCUGCUUCGAAUGCGCGUAGCGCCCCCUUUGCGAACCCGCUGCCCGCCGCACCGCGACCGGUGCUCGGCAGGAUGCCCAUAUGGAGCCGGAGUAAGAACAGAUGGGAAGGCGACUUUGCUUAUGAGGCGCAGGCGCCAUCUGUACCGACUUCGUCGUCUGCGCCACCGACGGGGGCGCAGACUGUAGAUCCGCCAGCAGCGAUGCAGACUACGAGACCGCCUCCGUCCGCUUACCAGCAACCGCAGCCCGUUCCGCACCAAGCCCCUAGCUCCGUCCUGCCUGUCCAGGUCGCUCACAGCGCGCCUGCCUCUGCACAAACUUCAUCGGUGUCGGCCCAUAACCCUAGCUACGUUGCGCAGGCGCCCACGCUUGCUGCAGAGCAGCAGGAGCCAAGUUCCCCUGCUGCCAACGUCGGCGGCAGCCCACCUUCGUCGCCUGUCGAGUCUGCUACUCAGGGGCGUCCUGCAUCUCAGCUGCCAGUCGUUAGCCAAACUACGACCUGCAGCGGGGCGCCACACACGAAUGCCGGCGUUGUCGCCCCGGGCGAUAGAACGCCCUCCAACAAUGGACAUCUCGUCCUCGAUGACUCUACGUCGAUCAAGCACUCGAUGGGCGUUUGCGCUCUACCCACUUUGCUCUCCCCUUGGGAGACAAUCCGUUCGGUGGAUGUCACGAUACCUGUCAGCGUGAACGACCUGCAGAAAAUCCUACGUCGUGCGCACAACUUGGAGUUCGCGAGUUUUGCUUCGAUCCUUCCGAAAACCAGGCGGCUUAGACAUUGGGAUAGAAUUACGCUCCCCAAUCUGGAGCGCCUGGUGAUUGACAACAUCCAGGCUUCUAUUCGUGGCGUGCUGCAGGACCUCGACGCUGAACAGUUGAAUUAUUUACGCGUUGCCUAUGCACCUGGUGCAGCCUGCAACCUUUGGAGCGACGAGCAGGAUUAUUACAUGCUCCUUUGGGACGCAUGGGGAUUGAUGCGAGAGAGCCCUCGCAUCGGCAGGAUCAGAGUCUCGUCAAACAAUGAAUGGUACCGUGAUAGACGAGCGGCGCAGUUUCGAAAAUUACUACAAGAGGCGGUGGGGGCUCAAUGGGAUGUUCGAGUGCACUGA
This is a messenger RNA of Schizophyllum commune H4-8, 1629 nucleotides long. RefSeq lists its product as uncharacterized. NCBI's taxonomy places the organism in Eukaryota, Fungi, Basidiomycota, Agaricomycetes, Agaricales, Schizophyllaceae. The record is from RefSeq and is a predicted model, not a curated record. The transcript has 2 exons. Bases 157 to 1629 code for a protein of 490 amino acids.